Molecule: messenger RNA, 1275 nt
Organism: Hansenula anomala
Lineage: Eukaryota; Fungi; Ascomycota; Saccharomycetes; Phaffomycetales; Wickerhamomycetaceae
Exons: 2
Coding region: 1-1275 (424 amino acids)
Biological process (GO): lipid metabolic process
Molecular function (GO): oxidoreductase activity
Source: RefSeq, a predicted model, not a curated record
AUGGCAACGCUCCAAACUUUUUCCUCAGGUGCUGAUAAUGGUUCAACUGCUGAAGGUUUGAAACCAACAAAAUUGGGCGGUAACGUCGCUGGUUUGAAAUCAACACCUAAACAAGCCCUUGAUACCCAUGGUAACGUCUUCAAUGUUCCAGAUUAUACCAUCAAGGAUAUUUUGAAUGCUAUUCCAAAACAUUGUUAUGAAAGAAGAUUACUACAAUCCUUAUCUUAUGUUUUCAGAGAUAUCUUGGCCAUGACUAUCAUUGGUAACAUUGGUUAUAGAUUAAUUCCUUUAGUUGAAAAUGUUUAUGCUAGAUUUGUUUUAUGGAGUGUUUAUUCUUAUUUAUUAGGUUUAUUUGGGUUUGGUUUAUGGAUUUUGGCCCAUGAAUGUGGUCAUGGUGCUUUCAGUGAUUAUACUUGGGUUAAUGACACUAUUGGUUGGGUUUUACAUUCUUAUUUAUUAGUUCCUUAUUUCUCUUGGAAAUUCAGUCAUUCCAAACAUCAUAAAGCUACUGGUCAUUUAACAAGAGAUAUGGUUUUCAUUCCAUACACUAAAAAAGAAUACUUGGAGGUUAAACAAAAAUCAAAAAUCUCUGAAGUUGCAGAAGAAACUCCAAUCUAUACUUUUUUCGUUUUAUUGUUCCAACAAUUGGGUGGUUUACAUUUAUAUUUAACUACAAAUGCCACUGGUCAACCUCAUAAAGAUCAUUCAGCUUUAGGUAGAUCCCAUUUCAAUCCAAAAUCACCAAUUUUUGAUGCCAAAGAUUAUUGGUUCAUUGUCUUGUCAGAUAUUGGUAUGGUCUCUACUUUCACUGUUGUUUAUUUAUGGGCCAAAUAUUUCAGUGUUUGGUCUGCUUUCAUCAAUUGGUUUAUUCCAUUCUUGUGGGUUAACCAUUGGUUAGUCUUUGUCACUUUCUUACAACACACUGAUCCAACUAUGCCACAUUAUGAUGCUGAAGAAUGGACUUUUGCUAAAGGUGCUGCUGCAACCAUUGAUAGAAACUUUGGUUUCGUUGGUCAACAUAUCUUCCACGAUAUCAUUGAAACCCAUGUUUUACAUCAUUACGUUUCAAGAAUUCCAUUUUAUAACGCUAGAGAGGCUACUGAUGCUAUCAAGAAAGUUAUGAAAGAUCAUUAUCGUUAUGACGGUGAAAACAUGUGGAAAAGUUUAUGGAAAGUUAUGAGAUCUUGUCAAUUCGUUGAAGGUGACAAUGGUGUUAGAAUGUUCAGAAAUGUCAAUGGUAUUGGUAUCAAACCAUCUGAUUUAACUGAAAACUAG